UCAGAGAUAUUGGCUUAACUUCAUCACAGAGAGGGAGGAAAAAUACGGCCGAUCCCCCUAAGCCGCGAUUGACGGCCCGGAAUCGCGAAGAGGAGUUUGCUCUCAAGCUCGUAACGCGGACGCCAACAAGGGAAGGAUUUCUGGGUAAGUAAACUCCGAAGCCCUAAACCGCAGAGAGGAAGUCGGCCGAACAAUUUCUUGCAGUGCGUCAAGGAUAUUUCCUAAGGAAGUCCGAAUGACCGAGCCUGGUAGCUCAGAGUUGAAAACCACAACAAAAUCUCCUGUCAUAUACCGGUGUAAGAAAUGCCGAAGAAUUGUUGCUUCUGAGGAGAAUAUAGUUUCCCAUCAACAUGGAAAAGGUGACUCAAGCUUCAAGUGGAAAAAGAGGAGUGGCAACCCAUGGGAAAAGGAAAAGCAAAGUGAGUGUACCUCUUUAUUCGUCGAGCCCAUGAAGUGGAUGCAAGCAGUACAAGAAGGUAGCGUGGAGGAUAAACUUCUCUGUAUGGGCUGCAAUGCUCGUUUGGGUUACUUCAACUGGGCAGGUAUGCAGUGCAGCUGUGGAGCCUGGGUUAACCCGGCAUUUCAGCUUCAUAAAAGCCGAUUAGAUGAGUGCUAUAUUUGAUCAUUUGCCCCGAGCUGUCCUAGGAAAGGGACGUGGUUUCAAUAAAUAAUAGUUUAGCAUGUAAACUAAUGUCUUCAUGUACAAGGCAGGCCAGGCCGGCGUGAUGUCUUCAAGCUGAAGUUAGAUUUAAUGCUAGUAAAGGAACAUGUGGCAGUACUUUCUUCUCAUAUUAAUCUGCAUUAUUACUCUUCUUUUCUGCAAUUUUUUUUCCCUUUCCUUGUGUGGCCUAGUAUAAAUGGUAAUAGCAUCAUUUUUUCCCUUCCCGCAUCUUGAGCUUUAGUGGAUUGUCAGGACCGAGAACGGGUUAUAUGCUAUUUUAGAACAUGAUAAUGGUCGAAGUUUUGUGC
Messenger RNA from Neltuma alba, 969 nucleotides. RefSeq names its product probable inactive dual specificity protein phosphatase-like At4g18593. The transcript is spliced from 3 exons. The record is from RefSeq and is a predicted model, not a curated record. Bases 236 to 622 code for a protein of 128 amino acids. Gene Ontology annotation, biological process: protein dephosphorylation. NCBI's taxonomy places the organism in Eukaryota, Viridiplantae, Streptophyta, Magnoliopsida, Fabales, Fabaceae. Gene Ontology annotation, molecular function: protein tyrosine/serine/threonine phosphatase activity.